Aspergillus tanneri is the source of this 474-nucleotide messenger RNA. Its product is annotated as 60S ribosomal protein L28. The record is from RefSeq and is a predicted model, not a curated record. Bases 1 to 474 code for a protein of 157 amino acids. The transcript has 5 exons. Gene Ontology annotation, cellular component: cytosolic large ribosomal subunit; ribosome. NCBI's taxonomy places the organism in Eukaryota, Fungi, Ascomycota, Eurotiomycetes, Eurotiales, Aspergillaceae. Gene Ontology annotation, biological process: translation. Gene Ontology annotation, molecular function: structural constituent of ribosome.
AUGGCCGCCGCAAGAUCGAACGUUUCCAGUGACCUGGUUUGGCAGAUCACCCGCACCCAGAAUGCGUUUCUCGUCAAGCGCAACAACGGUGGUGGCUCCCAGUUUUCUCGUGACCCCCUGAACCUGCAGAACAAGCAUUCUUUCAAGUAUGCUGGAUAUGCCAACACUAAGGCCAUCGGUGUCCAGCCUACUGAGGACGGCGGUGUUGCAGCCAUCACCAAGAAACCCGGCAACCCUCAGCAGCCCGCGAAGAAUGUCGUCACUGUGAACUAUGGUCCCAAGACCUCCAACCGCAAAAUUUACAAGGGCGUCGCCGAGAAGUCUGCUAAAAGCGGCUACCGUGCUGAUCUCCGCCAAGAUGCCGUUGCUCGUGUGAGCGCCAUCCGCCGCACGCAGAAACCAAAGAAGGACACACCACCCAGGAAGCCCAGAGGCGCCCAGGCCAGGAACGCCGCAGAGAAGGUAUCUGAGUAA